This is a messenger RNA of Misgurnus anguillicaudatus (oriental weatherfish), 1250 nucleotides long. RefSeq names its product adaptor related protein complex 1 subunit sigma 3a (gene ap1s3a). Gene Ontology annotation, cellular component: membrane coat; AP-1 adaptor complex. Gene Ontology annotation, biological process: vesicle-mediated transport; intracellular protein transport. Gene Ontology annotation, molecular function: clathrin-cargo adaptor activity. NCBI's taxonomy places the organism in Eukaryota, Metazoa, Chordata, Actinopteri, Cypriniformes, Cobitidae. The record is from RefSeq and is a predicted model, not a curated record.
ACCUGUUGUGGGCGCGCACCUGUGAGGAAGCAGAAACAGAACAACACUAGGGUCGAGCUGAGAGUGACCCAAACCGACCCGUGAGCAGCUGGACAUGAACCCGUGCAGCAAUCCACGAGUGGACCUUUAGGAUCUGCGGACGUUUGGAGUGUCAGGAUGAUGCGUUUCCUGUUGCUGUUCAGCCGUCAGGGCAAACUGCGACUGCAGAAAUGGUUCACGCCUCUCAGUGAUCGAGACAAGAAGAAGAUCAUAAGAGACGUCACCUAUCUUGUGCUGGCACGACCUCCAAAAGCCUGCAACUUCUUACAGUGGAGAGACCUAAAGAUUGUUUAUCGCCGUUAUGCGAGUCUGUAUUUCUGUUGUGGUUUGGAGCAGGGAGACAAUGAGCUCAUCACACUUGAACUCCUGCACAGAUACGUCGAGCUGUUGGAUCAGUAUUUUGGCAAUGUGUGUGAAUUAGACAUCAUUUUUAAUUUCGAGAAGGCGUAUUUUAUUCUGGAUGAGUUUGUCAUUGGUGGAGAGGUGCAGGAAACAUCCAAAGCGUCUGUGGCCAAAUCAUUAGAGGAGGCUGAUUCUCUUCAAGAGACGAUGGAGGAGUAUAUGAACAAACCCACAUACUGAAGAAACACCUUCAUCAUCUGAAUCUGCACAAAAUCCAGGACAGGACAUUCCUGCUUUGGACGUUUUGGAUUUUUUUAUUAUUAAUCAUUUAUAAUUGCACUAAACAGAAAACACUUUUACUGCAUUUAAGAUUGUAAGAAUGUUAUUGUUAAAUUAUACAAGUGUUUAUUACAAAUGUAUUAUUUGUAAUACAUACUCACUAGGGUGAAUGUGAACAUUUCAAUCAACCAAUCAGAAACUAGUCAAUUUUAGGUUUAGAUUUAGGAUUGAGUAAAGGGCUUGUAUACCAUUCUUGCUAAACUGUUAUUUUCCUCUGAUUUGAGGGAUACUGUAAUUGAUGGUUAGUUUGGAUAGGACAUGUUUCUUUGACAGGAGUGUUGAUCCAGAAAUACAUCUUACUUAAAAUGACAGGAACCAAAACACAAAAACACUGUUAAGGGUUUUAGACAUCUCUUCUUGCAGACAGUGACUCAGAUGUAGUGUUUGAAUUGAGGAGGGGCUGGGGUGGUCCAGGGCUCCCCUGGUUUUUAUUAAAAUUAAAAUAUUACAUGAAAAUUGUUGUGCUGCGCUGCCACAAAGCGAUACUGUCCAUUAUUUGUCCCAAUUUUGCAAUAAACUAAUCCAAAAGA